GCUGGGAGGGGAAGCUGCUCACGAGACCUGGAAAGUUGUGGCUGCCAAACUCCAGUUUCUCAACUGAAGAAGCGGAGUAAAAGAGAGAGACAGAUGUGCACACAGAGAGCCAGCGAAAGAGCAUGCGUGCAACUCCUCUCAGCAGGGACAGGGCCUGAACAAGCAUCUGGAAGGAGCAAGAAGUAAAUAUUUACAGCUCUUGAUUAUAAGGUCAAGAAUGAUAUUCCCAUCCCAGGAGGCUGCUUAGCCUCCUGGGGAGGGAAAGACUUGGUUUGCUGGCACUGCCUAGUGUGGGAAGGAUGUGCUGAUUGGAGUAGAUGGAGCGGCUGGGAUUUCCCCAUUUGCUCUUUUCUUCUUCUUAAAGGAGAUCUGCAUUCCCACCCUUUUUGUAAUCUGCUGCUAGAUAACUGACAAACUUAACAGAGACCAUCCACACACUUAAGGAGGUUCACAGAAAAGCUCAACUUUGGAAACCUGAAGCCCUAUGAAUUACAGAAUUCUUACAAGUGCCUUUCUUCUAAUAGCAUGGAGCCUCAGUACCUGGUGGUGGUGGUGCUGAGUCUGGCCAGGCCAGGCCUGUCAGGUGUCGAACCACUGACGGGGCCAAAGUGCACCUACACCUUCAUCUUGCCACAGCAGAAGUUCACGGGGGCCGUGUGCUGGAGCAGCGUGCGCCUUCCCCCAGAGCCUCCGGGCCUCAAUCGCUCUGAGGUGGCCGAGCUGCGUGAUCAGCUGCACCACCAGCAGGCCCAGAUGGAGGAGCUGCGCCGACUAGUGGAGGUGGACGGGGCCGUGGUGAGUGAAGUCAAGGCCCUGCGCAAGGAAAGCCGCAACAUCAAUGCUCGUGUCACCCAGCUGUACACUCAGCUGCUUCAUGAGAUCCUCCAGCGACGAGAGCGGCCAGUGCAGACCUCACAGCUUGAAGGGAGGGUGGCCAACGCCUCUGCCGAGGCCUUGCGCGUGGCGGCCAGUUAUCGCCAGCUGGAAGGGAAGUACCAUGCCCUGGCUGCCCUGGUCAACAACCAGAGUGCCCUCAUCAGCCAACUGGAGAGAGACUGCCAGCAAGGAGCCAGUGGCCGGGGGAGCCCACAGCCCCCCCUGGUGCCAGUGGUGCCUCACAACCCUGCAAGCAUCGCCAAUGAGAGCAGGGUCCAUUUUGAUGCCGUCAAUGACAUCCAGCGAGACCGGCCACACAAGGCGGCAGUGCCACAGGGCGGCACUCUUCAGCCGCCUGCUGUCGUGCCCACCAAAUCCACAGGAGAAGCACAGAUCCCAUCUGGAAAUACCCAAAAAGGCCAUCCAGGGCCAUGGCGUGACUGUCAAGCAGCUCAACAGAAUGGGCAGACCAGUGGCAUCACCAUGCUACAACCAACUGGUGCCCGGGGAAUCAUCCAGACCUGGUGUGACCAGGAGUAUGAUGGGGGUGGUUGGACUGUCAUCCAGCGGCGGCAGGAUGGGUCGGUCAACUUCUUUAUCACCUGGCAGCACUACAAGAAUGGUUUUGGGAACUUGGAAGGAGAACACUGGCUGGGUCUCGAGUUCAUUCACUGGCUGACUCGCCAGGGCUCGUAUGUGCUGAGGGUUACCAUGGAAGACUGGAGUGGGCGACAGGCAUACGCAGAAUACAGCACCUUUGCCCUAGAACCUGAGAAUGAUUUCUACCGGUUGCGACUGGGGCGCUAUCAAGGCAACGCUGGUGAUUCCCUCUCCUGGCAUAAUGGCCGACAGUUCAGCACCCUCGACCGUGACCAUGAUGCUUACUCAGGCAACUGUGCCCACUUCCAGAAAGGUGGUUGGUGGUACAAUAUGUGUGCCCACUCCAACCUUAAUGGUGUCUGGUACAAAGGAGGGCACUACCGAAGCCGUUAUCAGGACGGGGUCUACUGGGCAGAGUUUCGUGGCGGUGCCUACUCACUCCGCAAGGUGGUCAUGAUGAUCCGGUCUCCACAAGGCACCUGAUUUCUGUACCUGGAGUAAGAAAGGACGCAUACCAAGGGCAGGUCUAGAUAUUUAAAAACAGGAGUCACUGAGCUCUGAAAGCUCACUUGCCAUGUUCUCAGUCAGACAUACAGCCUCCUUCUCAAAGCAAGCUCCUUCUAGUGCCAGUGACCUGUAGAAACUGUGGGUGCACUAUGCUAACGGUGGGUGGGUGGGGGGGCUUGUGGCAUUCCCUGAGCAGUUGUCCAGAUUUUAAAAGAACAUUUUUCCCUUUAAAAAAUAACUGAAAAUAAUUAAAGGUGCCAAAUGAUGUUUUAAAUGUACAUGCAGCACCUUAAACAAUUAACAGUCAGCACCUUUAAAAAAAUUGGAAAUCAAAAAGCGAAGGGGGUGUUCAGCAAAACUGAAGAGAGAAUUAGCAUAUGGGGGGGAGGUGUUUGUUAUUUUCAGUGGGUGCUUCUAGGUGGGGCCUCCUUACACCUACAAGUUUUUCACAGUGUCCACAUAAGUGGCAUCAAAAUGCUAGUCUGAACUUUCCACCUCAUUAAAUUUGGAUUUGUCAAUUUUGGAGGAAAUCCAGUGAAGUUAAAAACAAACAAAUACUGUAAACAAAACAGCUUGUUGCCAGAAACCUUUGGUACCUGAACGGCCUGCAAGCACUCAUCUAGAAACACAUGUUUUAAAUCUGACGACACAUGUUUUAAAUCUGCAGCUUUAUACUUACAUACCUUGGAGCAAGCCACACAUGAGUCAAUGAGUGGAGGUGUAUAGGACUGCAUCAUCUUCACUCUCUACAAUCCAGGUGUAACAACCCAGUUUGUUGUGACAUGUGAAGCCUUGGAGGUUGCAUUCUCCCCAUCACAUGCCAAAAAAGGAAAUAAAAAACUUCAGUUCCCCUAAUUAGAAGCACAGUUUGUUGCUGUGUGGAAACUUUGCAAAUGAUAGUGUGUUCAAACUAUGAUUUCUUAACUAUCCAGGAUUAUGUGGUUUGUUCCAUGCUGCUGUAUACUCCUCCCUCCCCACAUUGUGGAACUAGUUACUCUUGUAGAGGCUGAAACACCCCGUGGUAGAAAACAACACUGCAGCGAUUUAAGGAUCGCCACUUUCAUAAUCCUAACAGAAGCGUCAUUAGCACUGCUGUAGCAGACUCUGGGCUCAUCCAGACUUCUGUGCCGUGUUCCUUGGCACAAGUGUGUACUUUAAAGCUCUGUGUCCAAGCACUUUUUCAUUUUUGGUUGCCCUAAUGCUUUCCCUGCAAAAACCCACGCUCUACUGCCGAGUCUGUGCAAACGGAAA
Molecule: messenger RNA, 3234 nt
Organism: Podarcis muralis (Common wall lizard)
Lineage: Eukaryota; Metazoa; Chordata; Lepidosauria; Squamata; Lacertidae
Source: RefSeq, a predicted model, not a curated record